Molecule: messenger RNA, 1089 nt
Organism: Daucus carota subsp. sativus
Lineage: Eukaryota; Viridiplantae; Streptophyta; Magnoliopsida; Apiales; Apiaceae
Product: loganic acid O-methyltransferase
Exons: 3
Coding region: 1-1089 (362 amino acids)
Biological process (GO): methylation
Molecular function (GO): S-adenosylmethionine-dependent methyltransferase activity
Source: RefSeq, a predicted model, not a curated record
AUGGAGUACAUUGUAGCUAUGAAUGGUGGAGAUGGCCCUAACAGCUACACCCGGAAUUCCAAGUUACAGGAAGAGUCAUUCAAUAGCACAAAACCACUGCUAAUUGGGUGCAUAAGAGACAAUCUUGACAUACAUAAAAGUUGCAAAGUUUUCAGAAUCGCAGACCUUGGAUGCUCAGUAGGCCCUAACACUUUUUCAUGUGUUAACACCAUAGUACAAGAAGUGCAGCUCAAGUUCAAUGCUGAAUUUCCAGGAUUCACCAGCCUCCCCAAGUUUCAAGUUUUCUUUAGUGACACCUUUAGCAAUGACUUCAACACCCUAUUCAAUGCUCUUCCUGCGGAUAGGGUGUACAUGGCAGCUGGAGUUCCUGGCUCUUUUCACGGGCCAUUGUUCCCAAAAGGGUCCAUGAAUUUCAUGCACUCUUCUUGCUCUUGUCAUUGGAUUUCUGAAGUUCCUAAAGAAGUACUAACAAAGGACUCCAGGGCUUGGAACAAAGGCAGAAUAACUUACGUCAGAAGUUCUUGUGAAGUCAAAAAGGCUUUCUCAGCUCAGUUUAGGAGCGACUUCAAAGCUUUCAUAGGUGCAAGAUCUGAGGAACUAGCGCCUGGAGGGUUGAUGGUCAUAUCCAUCCCUUGCAAGACUGAUGAAUCUGAUUUCAUCAUGGAUUUGUUCGAUGUCUUGGGAGACGCAUUUGCUGACAUGGUUCAUGAGGGCCUGGUAGAGGAAGAACUUCUCGACUCGUUCAAUAUACCAUUCUGUAUACCGAAACCGUCUGAGGUGAUUAAAGUAGUCUCCAGUGAUGAGCAUUUCAAUAUUCUCAAGGUGGAGCAAUCAUUUGUGACAGCAAAGCUGAGUUCUGCUGAAGAAAUUAUGUUUUACACUUCUCAAAUUAGAGCAGUAACAGAAGGCCUUAUAAACAAGCACUUUGGACCAAAUAUUCUCAUGGAUGACCUCUUUGAUCGAUACUGCCAUAAGCUCAAAGAAUUCUCAACCCGGUUUCAAAAUAUUGAAAAGUGGGGAACUCUUUUCCUAGCUGUUAAGCGAGUGAUCAUGAAAGAUGAACUCAUUCAGACAAGUAGCGAAGCAUGA